AUGUCCAACAUCGACGGCGCCAGAUUAGAUCCCAACCCUCCGCAACCGCAAAUGCUGGUGUCCCGCUAUCUCGAUUCUACCAACCACCGGACCUUCAUGGAUGAAGCAGCCGUCGCGAGUUGCGGUGGAGACUUGCAGCCGCUGACACAAAGUCCAGCUGCGUCCCUUCUCCCACCCAAAACAAUGGCUCUGUUUGGAAGGCACUGGCGGAGCAAUUUCCAGUAG
Messenger RNA from Linum trigynum, 225 nucleotides. The record is from the annotation of a GenBank genome assembly. Lineage: Eukaryota; Viridiplantae; Streptophyta; Magnoliopsida; Malpighiales; Linaceae.